GCUGGUUGGAUGUAGGGAUUUUCAGUCAGAUUUUUAUGGAAGAAAACAUGAAACGUGGGAUUGAUAAACCUUUUAACCAUGAAUCAAGCAUUUAACUGCAUAAAAUGAACUACAACGCCGCAUAAACCUUUAAACAUUGCGCAUUUUGUCAUACAUAGCAUAGCGAUUUGGUGGACAUACGAACGGGGUAGGUAGAGAGGCUGCUGCUAACUGUCACUAAGCAGCCACAUCAGCAAGAGAUUCUAUCAUGGCUGACAGUAUUAUGAGCAAGGCUGCAACCAUGGAGAUUCCCAUAAACAGCAACGGAGACACAGGCAGCUUGCCAGAGGAUGACAGUUUAGAACAGGACUUGCAGCAGGUGAUGGUGUCUGGGCCCAACUUGAAUGAAACCAGCAUUGUGUCCGGAGGCUACGGGGGACCAGCAGGGGGAAUCAUCCCCACCAGCAGCAUCAAAGGACCUGCCAUUCACUACAACCCGCAAUAUUUGGAGCGGAGGCGUGGUCCUGCUCCUGCACCAGACAUCCGCAUGAAAUCCAGGGGAGUUAACUGCCUGUCCACUGAUCGAAUAGCUCAUCAUAAAGAAGUCCAUUCAGGAUCGUCCAAUCACAACUCGGGUAAUUCGACAGAGGAGCUGACCAGAGGAGUGGCCGUGGAAAAGCUGGACAGUGUAAAGAAAUGGGGGAUUAACACGUACAAGUGCACCAAGCAGAUGCUCUCGGAGCGCUUCGGCAGAGGCUCUCGGACAGUGGACCUGGAGCUGGAGGCUCAGAUCGACCUGUUACGAGACACAAAGCUCAAGUAUGAGAACAUCCUGAGACUAGCUACAGCUCUCAGCUCACACUUCCAGAGCAUGGUACAGACCCAGCAGGCACUUGGAGACACCUUCACCGAUCUCAGCCAGAAAUCCCCUGAGCUCCAGGAUGAGUUUGGGUACAAUGCAGAGACCCAGAAGCUACUGUGUAAGAAUGGAGAAUCUCUGCUGGGGGCCAUCAGCUUCUUUGUGUCCAGUGUGGACACUCUGGUCAACAAGACCAUGGAGGACACACUUUUGACCAUCAAGCUCUAUGAGAAUGGACGGCUGGAGUUUGAUGCAUACCGCUCCGAACUGGAGGAGUUGAGCAUGGGCCCACGAGACGCUGCCUCCAUGAUCCGGAUUGAGAUGGCCCAGCACGAGUACCAGCACUACAGAGACAAGUAUGAGAGACUGCGCAGCGAUGUCACCAUCAAACUCAAAUUCCUCGAGGAAAAUAAGGUGAAGGUGAUGCACAAGCAACUCCUCCUGUUCCACAAUGCCAUCUCGGCGUACUUUGCAGGAAACCAGCAGCAGCUGGAACAAACUCUCAUACAGUUCAACGUGAAACUAAAGCCUCCUGGCUCAGACAAGCCCUCCUGGCUGGAGGAACAGUGAACCUGGAAGUAGAGUACCAGAGAACCAGAGGAGGGAGAGUACUGAAGGAGACUGACCAACACAACAUGAAUCCUUUGUUUGAUAAGUUGUACCACCUAUAUGACAUAAUGGACAACACUUUUAUUUGUAUUUAAAGGUGCCGUACCUGAUUUCUUAAAAACAUGAAAAACAGUCCAUUUUAAGUGGUUUAAGUUAUUCCUCACGUACCUUAUGCAUUCCAUACAUCCUAAUUACUCACCGCAAUGACUUUAUAAAUGUUUUUCAUAAGGUCAGAGUGGAAUUUUGACUCAUGGUAAUGCUAACAACAACUAGCAUCCUAACAACACACUUCCUGAUUAUCAGACAAUAGAAAACACAUUUUGCUUAAAUACAGUGGGGAAAAAUCAGGUACAGGAUCUUUAAGUCUAGAACCUUCUUGCUUUUCUUUAGGCAGAGCAAUCAUAAUUUCUGUCAGCUUCUAUUACUUCUGUACAGAGCUACUACUGUGAAUAUAUCCCACAUCAGGUUUGCACAUAUUUUAUUUUGUUGUUUUGUUUAUGUCUGAAGCAUAUUCACUUUAUCAUGUUUAUCACUAAUACAAAUCAACAGAGCUGGAACGCAUUGACCCACUGUAGUGCGAUAUCACUGCAGCUCAAAUCUAUUUUCCUAACUACCCUAGCCUCUUAAAAUAUAUCAUUCUUACUGCACAGGUUAUGUCCAAUAUCAGGACAUAUGAAAGGAACUGUAUGUGGUCUGCAAUCUUACAGUUUAAAAAUGUAUUACAGUCACAACUGAACCUGGAUUGCCAGUGCCUUAUCUUACACAUUGAGGGCACACAGAAGUUUUUCUCAUUCUCAGUAUAUACUAUAUAAUAUAUAUAGAUAUUAUAGCAGUAGCAGAGGCACUGGUUAAUGAUUGGCUGCAACUGUGGAUGCUGGGGUUUAGUUAGUGUCGAUUUAGAUCAGAGAGUCUUUUUUAGAGUUUAAAGACCUAUUGUUGUUUUGUCUGCUACAUAGUUAUAAUCUAUAACACCCGUGGAUCAUUAUGUUAUAAUUUCCCCAUUUUAAAUCUCAAUAUUCAUCUAAAAAGACUCACUAAAAGAAAUAGGUUCACUGACUUCCACAUUAGAAUGUGUGGUGCCCAGUGAGAGCUGAUGUUGCCUUAAACGGCAUCACAAGAAAGAGCUGUGCAGCCCCUGUUAUCCUGCAGAUCACGCUGCUCCAAACUUACUACACGAUGCUGCUGAAUCCGAGGUGUAUUUAUAAGAAAAUAAAAUUGGAGAACAAAGUACAGAGCAGUGGGCGUAUACCGGUGGCAGUGAAAAUGGAGGUUGAUAGGAGGAAUGACAUCUUGAAUACAUGAGAAUAAAGAUAAGAUAUGCCUUUAUUAGUCCCACUGUGGGGAAAUUACAGAUUACUCAAACAUGCAUGAAUCACUCUAAAUACAACUUCAAGGGGGUAAAUAAAGCAUGGUUAAAAGCUCUAAAAAGUAGAUUUUGCAGAAUAGAUCCACUUUAAACCAACUGGAUUUCAGAGUUGACACUGGCAACCCAAAUAAGAGACUCAUGUGAGGCUCAUUCUGGUUUCUUUUUUUUUGUAAUUAAGAGCAAAUCAGCAUUACAGUUAUAACUAUUAGAAGCUUUAUUUGAUUUGAACAUAUCUACCUCUUAUCUGGGGUUACAGUUAAGUCAAGUUUAUGGAAUUUAAAUCAAAAUCUUAGAUACAGUUCCUUUAAGGUAAUAUUUUUAAGGUAAUAUUUUUACCUUUUUUUUAGUUAUGUCAUUGUCUUUGGUAUCCUGCUUUGUAGAAACCAACUGUUUACCGACACACACAUUAAAAUGAAAACACAUAUUUAUUCACUUUUAUUCAUUCUUUAUUUAAUCGGUAAAUAUUCACCAGAUGUAUUUUUAACAGGCCUACACACUCAUGAUCCUUAUUUUUAUAUUGUCCCUGUACAGACAAUAAAUAGUGUAACCAUGCUCAGAGAGGCAUGCCCAGUGGUAGCAAUAGGAACUAGUCUGACAAUAACUGUUGAAACUUGAGAUGUUAGUGAAUACUAACUUUUGAGAUGUUAUGACAGAGCAUCUGCCAGUAGAGGGCAGCAGUGACCAACCUAAACCAGGUCAUUUAGUGGGCCUUUUUAACAAAACAAACAUGGUUAUAAAUAAGUUUACUAUGUGAUGUCUGUAAAAUAACAUCUCUUUUGGUACAUUUUAAUUUGCAUUCUUCUGCUGUUGUCUUGGUCCUGCAUUUUCAAUAAAAACUGC
Periophthalmus magnuspinnatus is the source of this 3653-nucleotide messenger RNA. Its product is annotated as arfaptin-2-like. Gene Ontology annotation, molecular function: protein domain specific binding; phospholipid binding. Lineage: Eukaryota; Metazoa; Chordata; Actinopteri; Gobiiformes; Gobiidae. The transcript is spliced from 10 exons. The record is from RefSeq and is a predicted model, not a curated record. The coding region runs from base 248 to 1408 and encodes 386 amino acids. Gene Ontology annotation, cellular component: trans-Golgi network membrane. Gene Ontology annotation, biological process: intracellular protein transport; regulation of Arp2/3 complex-mediated actin nucleation.